AUGAUAUCUUCCAAAAACAAUGCAAGCUAUCUAUGCCUCCCGAUCUUCAGUAACAGCACAGCUCCACCUCACUAUCAAAUCUUUACCGAUCCCAACUAUUACGCAGCAGGAAUUAAUCCUUCCGACGUUGCCAACGCAAUACUUGAUCGAUACGGGGGGAAUAAACCUAUAGUUCCAGGUCGUGAUUGUGCCGAUACAGUUAUUCAAGCCCCAUCUUCCCCUCAACUUGAGGGUGUCGAGGUUUACGGAACUUCUGGUUGA
This is a messenger RNA of Botrytis fragariae, 261 nucleotides long. RefSeq names its product putative alcohol dehydrogenase protein. Bases 1 to 261 code for a protein of 86 amino acids. The record is from RefSeq and is a predicted model, not a curated record. Lineage: Eukaryota; Fungi; Ascomycota; Leotiomycetes; Helotiales; Sclerotiniaceae. The transcript has 2 exons.